Parnassius apollo (apollo) is the source of this 261-nucleotide messenger RNA. The record is from the annotation of a GenBank genome assembly. Lineage: Eukaryota; Metazoa; Arthropoda; Insecta; Lepidoptera; Papilionidae.
AUGAAAAAAAAGCGACUGGCUUGGGCUCGGCAACAUCGACAAAUGACAAUUGAGGACUGGAAUAAGGUGUGUUUCUCCGAUGAAUCAACUUUUGAAAUUUUGGCCGACAAAAGUAGCUUCGUCAGACGGCGCCCAGGUGAAAAAUAUUAUCUCGACUGUAUCGUGGAGAGGGUAAAACACCCUGUCAAAAUAAUGGUGUGGUCAGUCAUAAGUGCCAAGGGUGUUGGACGGUUCUACGUUGUCCAGGGGACCAUGAGAUAA